Rhipicephalus microplus (southern cattle tick) is the source of this 892-nucleotide messenger RNA. Its product is annotated as THAP domain-containing protein 10. NCBI's taxonomy places the organism in Eukaryota, Metazoa, Arthropoda, Arachnida, Ixodida, Ixodidae. The record is from RefSeq and is a predicted model, not a curated record.
GCAGGCUUCUUCGUAAACAACGCACUUCAGCUGCCGAUGACCUGAUCGUUGUUCGAAGACGUUUUAAGAAAAUGCCGAGAUCUUACUGCGUGGUUGACUUCUGCAACUCGAAUCCAUACGAAGGCACACUGAUUCACAGGUUCCCCGCCGAUAGCCGUCAACGACAGCACUGGAUCGAUUUCGUGCGCGCCACGGGACGCGAAGAUUGGGUUCCAAAGAAAACCUCUCGCAUUUGUUCACUUCAUUUCGAGCCAUCGUGCUACAUGACAGUUCCCGAGUUCUUGCCAAUUGGUGUGUCGCGAAGUCGCCUUGUGUUACGGCGUGGCGUCAUCCCGACCAUUUACCCACACAUGAUCCCCUCGACGGCAGAAAGCGGUUCCACUCCUCCGCCCAAGCGCCCUCGUCACGAGGAUUCCUUGAAGCAACGCAGUGUACGGACGAUUCCUUUUAUCAUGCGGUCACCGUUGGCCUAUGAAAAUGGGCUGGCAGUUUUGCCCGAUUCACUCAACACAGCGACUGUGGAUGUGGCGUACACCAAUAUGAAAUCGAAAAGGAAAGAUGUUCAAACACAAUGCGCCGUGCUUGUGUCUUUCAAAACAACUCAAGCGGAUAUUGGGCGCAUUAGGAGAUGCACACGGGUCCGAAUAAAGAAGUCAGUGAAAGAUUCUGAAUGCCAGACAGACUUAGAGUUGGCCGAUAUCUCACUUGUGGAGGAGAUGCAGCAGUGUUCGUCAAUGCCUUUGCAAUCAGACUCCUCUGACACACAAAGAUGACCGCUGUUAUAAAUCGUACAAGGCUACGCUAGAAAGCACAGCAGUGGAAGUUCCUGCAUUGGUCAUUUCAUGUGAACUCAUAGAGAAAGUUGUUAUAUAAAGUAUCCUCAUUUACAUUU